AUGGUCAAGUGUGCUAUACUCGGGAUAGAGCACGUCGCCCCUAAAGCAUCAGGAACGACUCCGGCUGAAAAACGCUCUAUAGAGAGAGAUCAAUACCAGAAUUGCGAACAUCCUGGCCGCCACUCCAUUGGAGGGCACGGUAUAGUAGAAAACCGAUCGACUUAUAUCGGCUGUCUCAGCAGCGGUGCAUGCCAUAACACCGAAGGCCAAACCGUCACUACACGCAAAGCGAUAGUAGACAGACGACUUGACACAGCUCCGUUAAAUAUACACAUAUUAGAGAAAUCACGCCCGCUCCGAGCGACGGGCGGGGCGAAAGGUACCACGCCUGGAAGAGGCUGCCGAGGCUGCAGCGAAACAAUAUCACGAUGCUAUCUAGCAACAAAAGAAAAGGCACUGGAAUAA
Molecule: messenger RNA, 405 nt
Organism: Penicillium daleae
Lineage: Eukaryota; Fungi; Ascomycota; Eurotiomycetes; Eurotiales; Aspergillaceae
Exons: 2
Coding region: 1-405 (134 amino acids)
Source: RefSeq, a predicted model, not a curated record